Molecule: messenger RNA, 2352 nt
Organism: Paralichthys olivaceus (Japanese flounder)
Lineage: Eukaryota; Metazoa; Chordata; Actinopteri; Pleuronectiformes; Paralichthyidae
Gene: ikbkg
Product: inhibitor of nuclear factor kappa B kinase regulatory subunit gamma
Biological process (GO): positive regulation of canonical NF-kappaB signal transduction
Cellular component (GO): nucleus; IkappaB kinase complex; cytoplasm
Molecular function (GO): K63-linked polyubiquitin modification-dependent protein binding
Source: RefSeq, a predicted model, not a curated record
UUAACGAUAGGAUGCAUGCAGCCUGAGAGGAAGUGCUGCCUGAGAGUCUGAAUUCAGGGUAUCACACAUGUCCUCUGGAGCUAACAACAGUCGCCUCGGCUUGACUGAUAACCUUAACCCAUCCUAAGAGCCACACAGAAUAAGGACAACUUCAUGACAUCGAGCCAGCUGCCGCUCAGAACACAUACGCUGACUCUAUGUCCGUAUGCGACUUUAUAUUGUUCCGUCGCUUGUUUGCUAAAUCACCCUCGCUAUCGCAGAAGCUAACUCGCUAGCACCAAGCGGCUCGGACACAUAACGUCAGCCCUCGCUCGCUCCCAGGGUCGCAUGUGAAGAACAGCGUGUUAUUCUGAACGACACACGCGGAACAGGACAGGGGGGAUGGUGCAGCCCCAGCCAGAUGGCCCGAUGCAGUGGGACAUGUCAGGCGAGGACAGUGGAGGCGCCCUCAGGGUCCCACCUGAGCUGGCUGCCAACGAAGUUGUGACCAGGUUGCUGGGCGAUAACCAGCAGCUUAGAGAGGCCCUGCGACGAAGCAACCUAGCCUUGCGCCAGCGCUGCGAGGAGAUGGAGGGGUGGCAACGAAGGACGAGAGAGGAAAGAGAAUUUCUCAGCUCUCGCUUCCAGGAGGCCAGGGCCCUGGUGGAGAGGCUGGCCCAGGAAAACCACUCCUUACAGGGCCUGGUAAAUGGACCAGCCUCGUCCUCAUCUCACUGCUCCAGCCAGACAGAAGACCUGCAGGGACGCCCGGCAAAAAACGGUCCACACGAGGGACCGCAGGUUAGCAUGACUCUAGAUCAGCGUGAGACAAAGAAAGUCAAAGAGAUGGAUCAACACACACAGACCACACCACCUCGCAGCCUGGAUGUCUCCUUGAGUAGCUACCUCCCUACUCCCCCGUCCUCAUUUUCAGAGGUACAGGGGGAGGUUAUGGGCAGGGAUAAUGGCCAGCCCGUGGAAGGUUCAAACGAGAUCCUGCAGCUCCUGAAGAGCCACAAAGAAAAGCUGGAGGAAGGCAUGAGAGAGCUGAGGAAGAAGAACGAAGAGCUCGAGUGGGACAGAGAAGAGGGAGAGAAAGAGAGGGAACGGAUGCGGCGUUGCAUUGAGCAGCUACGCACCAAACUUGCCCAGGCACAGGCAAACAGUGUUGCUGAAGAGGUUGUUCAACAUCGCUCUGAGGCACAGCACUCCUCUGACUGCUCUAGUCUGGCUAAACUCACAGAGCAGCUUCAGGCCACACAGGGCAGGUAUCGGGAGCUCGAGGAGAAGCUUGACUACCUGCAGAAGAGUUCAGCUCAGCGGGACAGAACUGAAGCUCUGCUGAAACAGAAGGACAAGGACUGUGCUCAGCUAGCCAAGGACUGUGAGGCUUUGAAAGCCCAGGCAACUUCCCUAUUAGGAGAACUGAACGAGAGACAGAGCUGUCUAGAGAAAAGCGAGCAUGAACGCAAAAUGUUGGACGAAAAGCUGUGCAGUAAACUGAAGGCCCUACAGGUGGCAGAGCGGGAGCUGGAGCAGCAGAAGAAGCAGCAUCAUGUGGCUAUGGACAAGCUUCUGCUGCAGACCCAGAGCCUGGAGCAGGCCCUGAAGACCGAGAGACAUGUGGUCACAGAGGAGAAGAAAAAACUGACACAACUGCAGCAUGCCUACACGUGCCUCUUCAGAGACUAUGAUUCUAAACUCAAGAGUGAGGGAGGAGAUCUGUGCAGCCGACUAGAGGAGGCAGAGCGAGCGCUGGCCCUGAAGCAGGAUCUCAUCGAUAAACUGAAGGAAGAGGUGGAGCAACAGAAAGGCUCACUGGAGACGGUUCCUGUCCUCACUGCUCAGGCUGAGAUCUACAAGGCAGAUUUCCUAGCAGAGCGAGAAGCAAGAGAGAAGCUGAACCAAAAGAAAGAGGAGCUGCAGGACCAACUUACUCAGGCCAUGGCUGAGAUUGACAGGCUCAAACAGGAAGCCACAUCACGCGCACGUAUGGAGCUAAUGAAGAAGCGGCAUGUGGAAGACUUUCCACCACGGGCGCCACACAUUCCUCCUCCAAAAGGGGUGUUCCCUGGUCCAGCUUUUAACACGGUACCUGCUGCCUCAUCAUUCCGUAAUCAGGGUUUGGUGCCAGUCAGUGAUCAAGGGGCAGCUGGAUCUGAGGAGCUGCCGGAUUUAUGUUGUCCCAAGUGCAAGUACCAGGCUCCAGAUAUGGACACGCUGCAGAUACACGUCAUGGACUGCAUACAGUAACAUGAGUAGACUUCAGCACACCAUGACACCAACACACACACAUUCGCAGAUAUAUAGUUCAAUAUAUUCACAUUUUUGACAUUCAGCGUGUCUGCUGCCAGCUCUGGGCGCAGCCCGGGG